AUGUCAGUUUCAUCGGAAAUGGAAUCGGAUUUGCUAUCAAAGGUUCAAACACCAGUGGCAGAUUAUGAGAAAGAUUUACUUACGGACGGCCCAAUAGCUACCGGUUAUGAAAAUUAUGUGAGAAACUGUUUUCGGUCUGGUGCUAAGCUACCGUCUACGUUAACUGCUGCUGAUCAAGGUGUUAGUGCAACAAGAAUGCUUAAGAUGCAAGAAAGUUUUGGUCCAUCAGCUCUUGAUGAUACAUAUGACGAUGAAAUAUUAAAAGAUCCACUGGAAGCAUUGUAUGCCGAAAUGGGUUUAAGUAAUCUUAGUGGUACACCCAGAAGCAGUAGCAGCAGUUAUCGGCAUUUUCCGGUCUAUACACCAAAGCAGUCAAGCGAAUAUUAUUCAGCGUUAUAUAGCCGAGGAAAAGUUGAUGACAAUAGUUCACUUUAUCCCAUACGAAGAAGUUUAAAAACAGAGAAAGAACUUGCGGACGAAGAAUGGCGUAAAAAUAACAGGCAAAUGCUCAUCGACUAUAAGGAUUUUGACAGUCCGCGACUGUCACCAUAUAUGUAUCAAGAACAUCCAUAUGUUCGAAUGCAGGAUUCCAGGAUUGUUGGUUCAAAUUUUGUACAAAUAACAUCAAGGCCAAAGGAUAAUUUUUUGGAGAAAAUAGAUCGAACAUUAGCUGAGGUAAGAGCGAUGCCCAGAUUUUGA
Messenger RNA from Enterobius vermicularis (human pinworm), 699 nucleotides. Lineage: Eukaryota; Metazoa; Nematoda; Chromadorea; Rhabditida; Oxyuridae. The record is from the annotation of a GenBank genome assembly.